AUGACUAAUUCAAGUCAAGUAAAUGCUGGAACUGUAAGUGCUGCAACAAUAUCGGUUGCACACAAUCGUUCAACUGCUGCCCUAGCAUCAGCUGAAAAACCUGCAAAAUUUUCUGGAGUCGACUUCAAGAGAUGUAAUGUCAAAACUUCAAAAGAACUCUGGGAUGCUUUAGAAAAGAAGUACAAAAAAGAGGAUGCCAGAAUGAAGAAGUUCAUUGUGGCAAAGUUUCUUGACUAUAAGAUGAUAAGAAGAUUGGUUGUGAAUGAUGUUUUUCAAGUGACUGCCAUUAUUGAGAAGUUACCUCCAUUGUGGAAAGACUUCAAAAACUACUUGAAACAUAAAAACAAGGAGAUGACUAUUGAAGAUCUCAUGAAAAACCCACAAAAUCAAAGAAAAGAAAGAAAGCAUCUAGUCAGCAAUCCUCCUAAGAAGAAAUUCAAUGGAAGUUGCUUCAAUUGUGGCAAACGUGUUCAUAGGGCUACUGAAUUUCGGGGUCCCAAGAAGGACAAAAAGAAGGAUCAAGCAAAUUUGGUUGAAUCCAAAGGAAAUAUGGACGAUCUUUGUUCAAUGCUUUCAGAAUGCAACUUGGUUGGAAAUCCAAGAGAAUGGUGGAUAGAUUCUGGUGCCUCAUGCCAUGUUUGUGGCAAGAAAGAAUUGUUUUCAUCAUAUACUCCAGCACCUACAAAUGAGAAGUUGUUUAUGGCAAACUCCGUUGUUGCAAAGGUGGAAGGAACUGGCAAAGUCUUCUUAAAGAUGACAUCGGACAAGGUGGUGACUUUGAACAUGGUCUUGUAUGUUCCGGAAUUGCGAAAGAACGUAGUUUCUAUACCAGUUCUCACUAAGAACGGAUUCAAAUGUGUAUUUGUUUCUGAUAAAGUUGUACUGAGUAAGAAUGAAAUGUAUGUAGGAAAAGGUUACCUCACCGAGGGCCUCUUUAAACUCAAUGUAAUUGCAGUUGAUAUGAAUAAAAAUUCUGCUUCUUAUUACUUGUAUUAG
Solanum verrucosum is the source of this 996-nucleotide messenger RNA. RefSeq lists its product as uncharacterized. Lineage: Eukaryota; Viridiplantae; Streptophyta; Magnoliopsida; Solanales; Solanaceae. The record is from RefSeq and is a predicted model, not a curated record. Bases 1 to 996 code for a protein of 331 amino acids. The transcript is spliced from 4 exons.